AUGCUGUGGUUCCAAGACAGGAGGGAGCCUCCCGGGAGUAGAAGUGACCUGGGUGAUCGCUGGCGGUGCUUGUUCCAGGACGACCUGCAUGCCACGAUGGGCUACUUCAGUGACAGCCAAGGACCACAUGAAAUUUUGAAAGUGUUCAGUAAGGUGCGAAACACCGUUCACAGCCCACCAGAGGGCGCCAUCAAGGACCUGCGGGCGGGCCCCAGGGUGAGUGCGGUGGAGCCGCAGCCAGAGCCCGGCCGGAGCCUGAACCUGAGCCAGGUCGGGGUCGCAGCUGCCGCGGCCCUGGGGGUACUGAGCGCUCUCCCGCCCGGACCCCGGCGAGGGACGCGUCCUACGGUCGGCCGGCGGCCGGCGUUGGCACGAGGCCCCUGCCCCACAGCUGAAGACGGACUCCACCGGGACCGGCACCCUGGGGCAGCGCGUGAGGCUGCGGAUCAGGCGGCCGCCGAGUUCCGGGAGUGCGCGGGACCGGUGGUCGCCGCCGCCACCACCGCUGCUUCUGCUGCUGCUGUUAGGACUGGUGCGGGAGGGCGCAGCAGGUGUCUGCAACAACUGUCAUGUGAUUCGAAAACAUCUGUGGCUUCUAUCAGAGACCAAAGCACAGGUUCUGCUAAUCCUGCUGAGCUUUGUUGCCUCCAUUCAGCAUGGGAGAAAGGCCAAACUUCAGCUAGAGAGAGUCCCUGGGUGUUGCCCUUGGUGGCCGAUAGCCCGGCGGCCAGGGCAAAGGUGGUGAUGGCAGAAUUGGCACACCUGAAUUUGGAAAAGAAGCCAUGGCCUACAAGGACACACUCGCUCCACUACUACUACCUGACCCUAUCAGAGCCAGGCCCAAGCCUCCCUAAGUUUCUGGCUGUAGGCUACGUAGACGACCAGCCCUUCAUCCGGUAUGACAGUCGUGUGGGCAAGGCCGAGCCCCAAGCCCCAUGGAUGACGCCAAUGGAUGCCCAGUACUGGGAGACGGAGACCAAGAAGCAGGAGAAAUGGGCGGAGGUGCAGCAGGUGGAGAUGUGGACGGUGAUGGGCUACCACAACCACAGCAGCGGCAUGCACAGCGCUCAGCGCAUGUUCGGCUGUGAGAUCCAGGAAGAUGGCCGCUACAGGGCCUUCUGGCAGUUUGGCUACGAUGGGCAGGACCACCUGUCGCUGGACCUGGAAACCCUGAGCUGGGUGUCAGCUGAGCCCAUAGCCAUGCGGACCAAGCACUGGUGGGAGACAGAGCGCUGCUACGCAGAGUACGACAAGGCCUACCUGGAAGGCCCCUGCCUUGCCUCCCUACACAGAUACCUGGAGCUGGGAGGCCAGAGACUGAGCCGGAGAGAGCCACCCACAGUGCGGAUAACAAAGCACUCGGCCAAGGAUGGGGGCACCACCCUGAGGUGCUGGGCCCUGGGCUUCUAUCCGCGCAACAUCUUGCUGAGCUGGUGGCUGGGGGAGAAGGAGCUGGACUCCAAGCAUGCGGAGACACGCCCCAGUGGGGACGGCACCUAUCAGACGUGGGCGGCUGUGUGGGUGCCGGCGGGGGAGAAGGCCCAGUACACCUGCCACGUGCAGCACUCCAGCCUGAACCGCACGUUCACUGUGUCCUGGGAGUCCUCUCAUCCUGGACUUACUGCCAUGGUUAUCUCCCUCAUCCUGGUCUUGCUGGUGGUGGUUGGUGUGAUCUUGACCAGGUGCAUUCAAGCCAGGAAUAAGGAAUCUUACAAGCAAGCCCCAGGUGGAGAGGACCCCCAUAAUUCCCAAAGCCCAGCAAGAGCAGGGGCUACUCAACUCAUCUGCUGACAGAAGGUCACCGUCACAGAUCAAGGGGGUGUUUUGUGGGGUGUUUGGGGACCUGAAG
Molecule: messenger RNA, 1849 nt
Organism: Kogia breviceps (pygmy sperm whale)
Lineage: Eukaryota; Metazoa; Chordata; Mammalia; Artiodactyla; Physeteridae
Source: RefSeq, a predicted model, not a curated record